AUGUCCCGUGCCGAAGUCAACCGCUUCGUGUGCAAGCUUACUCUUGUCAAGUACGGUCUGCUGAAGGAGUGCUACGACGUCGAUGAAAUUACCCUCUCCACCUCCGACUCGAAAGCAAAGCCUGCCAAGGACGACUCCGACGAUGAGCAGGAUGAGGACACCAAAGGCAUCAUUGCUCGCAGAAAUGCAUUUGUCAAGAACGCCCUCAAGCAAGCCGGCUUCAGCAAGAAGCGCAACGACUGGGCCGACACCAAAAUCGAAGCCGUCGCAAACGAAAGACGUGCCAUCGUCAAGGAAUUCCUCUAUUCCAUCACAAAGAGCAAGAAGUGCAGCAACUGCAACGGUAUCUCGCCCACCUACAGAAAGGAUCGUUUUGUCAAGAUUUUCAGAAAGCCCUUGUCUGAGAAGGACAGAAUCGCCAUGGUUCAGGCAGGCUUCAAAGCUCAAGACCCUCUUCUCCUGAUGAAGAAGAAGCGCGAGGCUCAAGCUAAGAAGCAAGGUCUUGCUCAAGACGAGGCUGUUGCAGAUCUCGAGGACUCACCUGCAGAGUCAGAAGGAGAAGGAGAAGAUAUUUCGAUGCUCGACAUUGAGCAGGAGGUUGCAGGAGGAAACGCUCUGGAGUCUGAGACUGCGAUCGCUAGCUCCAAAUCUGACAAAGAAGAGAAGCAAAGCUACUUGAACGCGGGUCAAGUACAUGCUCACCUUGUUCAACUGUUCGAACAAGACGCCGAAGUUCUGGGCAUGAUCUACACUCCUCGUUCUAAGGGUCGCAGAGGCGCUCCUCUUAGUGCCGAGAUGUUCUUCAUUAAGGACUUGAUCGUUCCUCCUAAUAGAUUCCGACCUGAAGCCAGAACCGGUGCCGAUGAGAUCGCCGAAGCCCAGGAGAACUCACUCUACAAGAACAUCAUCAACGUUUGCGAUCAGAUGACUCAGAUUCACAAGGAGCUCAACGGUACGAUACAGAACGAAUACACAAGACGCCCAAGGAACUACGCCGACUUCCAGGAUGCCUGGAUUCGUCUUCAGGAUGGCGUCAACUCUCUUCUGGAUCGCGAUCGCAAUCCCGUGCAAGGCGGUGCUGGAAAGAGAAAUGAGGAUGGUAUCAAGCAGCGUCUUGAGAAGAAGGAGGGUCUGUUCAGAAAGAACAUGAUGGGAAAGCGCGUCAACUUUGCUGCCCGUACCGUCAUCUCACCCGAUCCCAAUAUCGAAACCAACGAGAUUGGUGUCCCGCCAGUGUUUGCUCUCAAGCUGACAUAUCCCGAGCCUGUUAACGAUCACAACUACAACGAUCUCAGACAAGCUGUCAUCAACGGUCCCUACGUCUGGCCCGGUGCUGUCGCCAUUGAGAACGAGAAUGGUCAGGUCAUCAACUUGCAGAUCAAGAAUGCCGAAGAGCGUACUGCUCUUGCCAACCAGCUUCAGGCUCCCUCAAGCACCAAUGUCAGUGGUGUCAAGACCAAGAAGGUUCACCGCCAUCUGAACAAUGGUGAUAUUGUCAUCAUGAACAGACAGCCCACCCUUCACAAGCCUUCGAUGAUGUGUCACAGAGCCCGCGUUUUGCCUGGCGAGAAGACCCUGCGUAUGCACUACGCCAACUGUAACACCUACAACGCCGAUUUCGAUGGUGACGAGAUGAACUUGCAUUUCCCUCAAAACGAGCUUGCCAGAUCAGAAGCCAUCAGCAUCGCUGACAACGACCACCAAUAUCUCUCUGGAACCGCCGGCAAGCCUCUCCGUGGUCUGAUUCAGGAUCACAUUUCGAUGGGUGUGUGGCUGACCAACCGCGACACUUUCUUCGGCCGUGAAGAUUAUCACCAGCUGCUCUAUGCUGGUCUGAGACCCGAGAACAACCACACCACUUCGGGACGCGUCGAAACUGUGCCACCUGCCAUCAGAAAGCCUCGUCCGCUCUGGACUGGUAAGCAGGUAGUUUCAUCCGUUCUGAAGAACCUGACCCCAGAGGACUUCCCUGGUCUUACCAUGACUUCCAAGUCUUCCACUGCUGCUAAUCAAUGGGGCACCAACUCAGAAGAGCAGAUCGUCAUCUUCAAGGAUGGUGAGCUGCUUUGUGGUAUCUUGGACAAAGCACAGAUUGGUCCCAGCGGUGGUGGUGUUGUGAAUGCCAUCUAUGAAACCUACGGACACACCAUUGCUGGAAAGCUUAUGAGUGUGCUUGGUCGUCUCUUGACAAAGAUGCUUCACAUGCGCGCAUUCUCUUGUGGUGUCGAAGAUCUGAUCUUCACUCCCGAGGGUGAGAGCAUGAGAAGAGAAGCACUUGGCAAGUCACACGCCACUGGUCUCGGAGUGGCCGCCAAAUAUGUUUCUCUGCAGACUGAAAAGCCCGACACCAACGAUCCUGAACUGCGCAGACGUCUGGAACAAGUCCUUCGCGACGACAGCAAGCAAGCUGGUCUCGAUGCUGUAAUGAGUGCAGCGAACGGUAAAGUGUCUGGUGAUGUGACAACCACUUGCUUGCCUGUGGCGUUGGUCAAACCUUUCCCCAAGAAUCAAAUGCAAGCCAUGACUGGUUCCGGUGCCAAGGGUUCCGGUGUCAACGCCAACCAGAUUUCUUGUAACCUUGGUCAACAGGUUCUGGAAGGUCGCAGAGUUCCUGUCAUGGUCAGUGGUAAGACUUUGCCUUGCUUCAAGCCCUUCGAGACGAGUGUCAGAGCAGGUGGUUACAUUGUUGAUCGUUUCUUGACUGGUGUCAGACCUCAAGAGUACUACUUCCACGCCAUGGCUGGAAGAGAAGGUCUGAUCGAUACCGCUGUCAAGACUUCUAGAUCCGGUUACCUGCAGAGAUGUCUGAUCAAGGGUAUGGAGGGUCUCAAAUCUGAAUACGACACUACUGUUCGCGAUGCCGAUGGUUCCAUCAUUCAAUUCAUCUAUGGUGAAGAUGGUCUCGAUGUUGGCAAGGCCAAGUAUUUGUCCGAUUUCAAGUUCAUUGCUGAGAACCACAUGUCCAUGUUCCACAACCUUGGCAUCAAAUCAGAGUUCGGUCGCAUUAUGAGCACCGAGGCUGCUGAAUACAACAAGACCGCUGAGAAGAAGUACAGAAAGACUGGUGACCUUGGAGCUAGCGACCCAGCCUUGUCCGUUUACUCACCUGCCCGCUUCGCUGGUAGCACUUCUGAGAAGCUCAUGCGCGACGCUAAGAAGUACAUUGACGAAAACCCUGACAAGCUCAUCAAGGACAAGAAGCGCAACCUCGAGGGCGUUUCUGGACUGACCAAGAAGAGUCUCCAGGCCAUCAUUGACGUGAGAUACCUCAAGUCGAUCGUCGAGCCUGGUGAGGCUGUUGGUGUUGUUGCUGGUCAGUCAGUCGGUGAACCCUCGACACAGAUGACGCUCAACACCUUCCAUUUGGCUGGUCACGCCGCGAAGAACGUCACACUUGGUAUUCCUCGUCUUCGUGAAAUCGUCAUGACUGCCAGUGCCACUAUCGCCACACCUACCAUGACUCUGCACGUCAACCCUGAAAUCCCCAAGGAAGAGAGUGAACAAUUUGCCAAGGGUAUCAGCAGACUCAGUCUUGCCGAGGUUCUCGACAAGGUCACAGUCACAGAGAAGAUUGGAAAGGGUGUCGCAUACGAGCAAGCAAAGUCCUACACAGUCCGCCUGCAAUUGUUCCCCUCCGAUGAUUACACCAAUGAAUACGCUAUCACUGUUGAGGACGUUGCUCGCACCAUCGAGACCAAGUUCUUGCCUAGACUCCAGGCUGUCGUGCGCAAGGAGCUCAAGAAGAAGGGUGAUCAAAAGACCCUCAAGAAAUCCGACGCAAUGCCUGAGAUUGGUCAAUCUGCUGGUACUAUAGAGCAGGAGCAAGGUCGUCNNCUGAGGGGUGAACGCGAGGGUGGAGAUGAUGACUCUGACGAUGAAGGAGAUGACGAUGCCACUCGUGACAAGGCCAAGUCGAACAAGACACAAGGCGGCUACGAUGCUCCUGACGACGAUGAGGCAGACAUUGUUGCUCGUGGUCGUCGCGAGACUACUCCGGAAGAUCAAGAGGAUGAAGGCUUUGUUGGCAGCCCCAACACUUCCGACGAUUCUGAUUCGGAGAUGGACGACUCAGAAGCCAAUGUCAAGAAGGUCGCGUACAACUCGAAGGAGCGCGAAGAGCGUAUCAAGAGCAGCAAGUACACUAAUGAUGUGUCUGCUUUCAAGUUUGACGACAAGACUGGCGCAUCAUGCUCAUUCACUAUUGAGUACGCUGCAGAGACUGCCAAGCUUCUCAUGCUCAACUUGGUUGAGAACUGCGCUCGCGACGCUCUCAUUCAAUCAAUUCCUGGUCUUGCCGGCUGUAUGCUGACACAGGACAAGUACAAGGAUCCCAGCACUGGCAAAGAGACCGACGUUGAUGUGAUCAUGACUGAGGGUGAGAACCUUAUGGCCAUGCGCACCCACCAGGGCGUCUUGAACCCCAACCGUUUCUUCACCAAUGAUAUCGCUGCCAUGCUCCGCCUGUACGGUGUUGAAGCUUGCCGUGCGUCUAUCGUGCGUGAGGUGUCCGCUGUCUUCGGUGGUCACGGUAUCAGUGUCGACCAGCGUCACUUGAACCUCAUCGCCGAUUACAUGACCCGUGGUGGUGGCUACCAGGCCUUCUCUCGUCAAGGCAUCAAGGGCAACACUUCGCCUUUCAUGAAGAUGAGUUUCGAGACCACUGUUGGCUUCCUUCGCGACGCAGUCAUGGAGGAAGACUUUGAUGACCUUAGCGGUCCUUCCGGACGCAUCGUCGUCGGCAAGAUUGGAAGAAUCGGUACUGGUGGCUUCGAUGUUAUGAUGCCUGUGCUCCAGGUUUCAAAUCCUACUCACGAAGAUGCCGAGGAAAACGGCGAUGUCAUGGCCGUUGACCAAAGCAGUGAAAGUGAGGAGGAGAGUGACGACGAGUAG
This is a messenger RNA of Aureobasidium musti, 4890 nucleotides long. NCBI's taxonomy places the organism in Eukaryota, Fungi, Ascomycota, Dothideomycetes, Dothideales, Saccotheciaceae. The record is from the annotation of a GenBank genome assembly.